CUUCCAGAAGAUCUGUCUGCGGUAGCAGCAUCCACACCUAGGUAGAUGUGAGUGCGGACUACAAAGAACCUCCCGAUUCCAAGGGACGAUUUGGGAAAGAAUGAAACUGGGGCACCAGCGGGAACCGGGGACAGACAGAACGCGUAGUGGCCACAAGGCAUGAUUUGGAGGACGAUGUAAAGAGACGACGUACUGUAGAGUAGGUAGCCUUGGCUCACGGCCCUCCACGCCAUAUACCCUUCGGGAGGUCUGCGGUAAGGGCUCUAGCCCGGCCGCCACGGCGUUAAAUACAACAACAACAACAACAACAUACGCUUCCUGUGAGCAUCAUUUGGACGCUGCAGAUGAAACUGAGGACAUGAAUAUAUCUCAUCAUCGUUCUCAGUCUCGGUUACGUUGCGGUAGCUAUGGGUGUUAUCAAGUCAGUCUACCAAAUAGCCUACGGGAAAGACAUGGACAAGACUUUUUACCAAAGUAUUCAAUUCUGGGAAUUCUUACAACUCAACCUCGGAAUCAUUGCGGCUUGCGCACCAUCCUUGAAGCCUCUUGUCGGUCAUGCCCUCAAGAUUUCGUCGAGCGACCGCUAUCACGGCGAAUUAUACGAGAAUCGAAGACGGACCGGAACGAAUACGUCGAAACGCCGCCAAGGUUACAGAGUUCAUGACAGUCAGGUUGAAUCCGAGAUGCAUGGUCGUACUUUCGCUGGAUCCCCCGAGGUACAGCGCAGUACUGUAGGUAGCCUACAUCAAAGCCCAUACGGAAAAGACGGCAGCAGGGGGUCUGGAAGCGAGGACAUGAUCCUCCAGGAUGAUAAAGGACCUGGGCUUAUGCGGACCACAGAGAUAUCAAUUAAGCGAUGAGUUGGAAGCCCUGAGAUCCUAGCAUUCAAAUAA
Colletotrichum acutatum is the source of this 893-nucleotide messenger RNA. RefSeq lists its product as uncharacterized. The record is from RefSeq and is a predicted model, not a curated record. Bases 408 to 860 code for a protein of 150 amino acids. The transcript has 4 exons. NCBI's taxonomy places the organism in Eukaryota, Fungi, Ascomycota, Sordariomycetes, Glomerellales, Glomerellaceae.